UCAAGGAAACCAGGGUUUGAAUCACCACAAAAUCAUAGAGAAUUAGUGUAUAUUUAACUUAACCAUGUUUCUGAAAUUUCCUUCUCCUCUCUUCCGUCCCUGUGUUUAAACAGGCAACCAUCAUGCCUCUUAAGGAUCAACCAAUAAUAAAUGAGUCUUCUGUUUUAAAAUUUCUUCUCCUGGAAUUCUCAGAUGUUCGGGAGCACCAGAUUCUACAUUUCAUUGUGUUCCUUAUCUUCUACUUGUUAGCAGCUGCAGGAAAUCUCCUCAUCAUUGCUGCAGUAGCAUAUGACCACCAUCUACAUACCCCCAUGUACUUCUUUCUGAUAAAUUUAGCCAUACAGGAUGUAGGUCAAGUUUCAGUCAUUAUUCCCAAAUCUAUGACCAAUUCCCUCAUGAAUAUAAAAUCCAUUUCCUAUUCUGGGUGUGUUUCUCAAGUUCUUUUCUAUAUUUUCUUUGUAACAUCUGAUUUCUUCCUUCUGACAGUCAUGGCAUAUGAUCGGUAUGUUGCAAUUUGCAAUCCAUUACGAUAUGAGAUGGUGAUGAACAGACAUGCUUGUUUUCGAAUGGUGAUUGCUGUGUGGAUCUGCAGUGUAUGUUAUGCAAUUUUACACACUAGUGGCACUUUUGGACUCCAGUUUUGCUCUAAUGUUGUCAAACAGUUUUUCUGUGAAAUCCCACAGCUACUUAAGCUGACCUGCUCAGAUUUAUAUUCUUUUGAAAUUGGAGUUAUAUAUUCUGCCAUUAUCAUUGUGUCAGGCUGCACUGUUUUCAUUUUUGUGUCUUAUGUGUAUAUCUUCACUGUAGUGCUGAGAAUCCCCUCUGCCCAGGGAAGGCAAAGGGUUUUCUCAACUUGUCUUCCUCACAUCGUUGUUUUCUCCAUAUUUGCCAUCACUGGAAUUUUUUCUUACCUCAGGGCCACUUUUGAUUCCCAGUCAUCUUUUGAUUUGGCCUUGACUAUGAUCUAUUCUAUGGUCCCACCCUUAAUGAAUCCAAUGAUCUAUGCAAUAAGGAACAAGAAUAUUAGAAAUGCCCUCUUUAAGUUAUUGUUCUUGAGAUAUUGUUCAGUACAGAUGAGUGAAUAA
Anolis carolinensis (green anole) is the source of this 1085-nucleotide messenger RNA. Its product is annotated as olfactory receptor 14C36-like. The record is from RefSeq and is a predicted model, not a curated record. Gene Ontology annotation, biological process: G protein-coupled receptor signaling pathway. The coding region runs from base 123 to 1085 and encodes 320 amino acids. NCBI's taxonomy places the organism in Eukaryota, Metazoa, Chordata, Lepidosauria, Squamata, Anolidae. The transcript has a single exon. Gene Ontology annotation, cellular component: membrane. Gene Ontology annotation, molecular function: odorant binding; G protein-coupled receptor activity; olfactory receptor activity.